CCUAGCUGCCUCAGUCAACUUGCAACGAAGCUUCCCAAGGAUGUGAGAUAGCCCUGUGCUUACAAGUGAGAGUAACGCGUAGCGCAGUUGUGCCAAUAUUUUCUUUGCAGCUUUCGCAGGCUCAUCGCGCAAAAGGCGUGGGGAAGUCCAAAAGAGUAACCUCCUUCUUUGUUCAAGGCUACAACCGCAGUGUCCAAGAUGUCUGUCACGCCUCUGAAUGCUCUGCGUGUGUCAACGCACCAGAUUCCUUCUUACAAAGGUCUUCCCAAUACCUCCGUCCAAGGGAAACCUUUGAUGAUCUAUCACUCCGCUUUCCCUAAUCCAAAUGCAUCAAAUAUCAAGAGCCAUCUCAGAUCCGUCGGAGUGGUUUCUCCACAGUGGGAAUAUACCAUGUUCAGCGAGACCCAUUUUCAUUCAAACACCCACGAAGUCCUCAGUAUCGCCUCUGGUUCAGCCAAGUGCUGCUUCGGUGGGGAGAACAACGAAGGCCGAGUGGAACCGGUGCUGGAAAAGGGUGACGUGGUCAUUGUACCGGCCGGGGUUGGCCAUCGUUUGCUCGAGGAUUACGGUGGGUUCCAGAUGGUGGGCUCUUAUCCGACCGGCGAGAGUUGGGAUAUGUGUUACGGACGGGACGGAGAAAAAGACAAAGUCAAGGCCAUCAAGGACCUCGGCUGGUUCAAGAAAGACCCUAUCUAUGGGGAUGAUGGUCCGAGCAUCAAAGUGUAACAAUGGGAGUCACGUCGUUUGGAAGUGGAAGAGGCUAGCGAUACAUCUCAGGUGCUGCAUUUUCUGACUGUGAACAUGGGGAAGGAAAGUCGUUCCGGUCAUCAUUAUUGCUACAAGUAUCCCAUGAUGAGGCUCGAAAAGGACCAGCCAUCCUAUUUGUAUCGUCACUUCGUAUCGAUCCUCUCUACCAACCUGCAACUUGUCAGCAUUAUCCCGCAAACUUCGCAUUCCGAAUACGUACCUCAAUACACUAAUAGAGAAGGUCAUCAACCAAGCAACCAACGAAAUCAACAGAACACCACUUAAUGCUCGUGCACGAGAGCAUACGUCGUCAAAUUUGGGAGAGGUCAGAGGUGCACCUCCCACCUUGCAUGCACCUUGAUCAACCGUCAAGGACUCGAAACUCAAAGCAAGGUUUGCUGAUUGAAACACGACAAAGAACAAAUCAAGGAGAACCAGCCGUACUUUGGCA
Molecule: messenger RNA, 1198 nt
Organism: Exophiala xenobiotica
Lineage: Eukaryota; Fungi; Ascomycota; Eurotiomycetes; Chaetothyriales; Herpotrichiellaceae
Exons: 1
Coding region: 199-726 (175 amino acids)
Source: RefSeq, a predicted model, not a curated record